UCGGUCCAAGUGCAUGCAACAGUAAUAAAAUGUGAUUCUCUGGCAAUUGUAUUCUCUCUACCUUGAUUGAACAUUGUCUAGCAAAUUUGCUUCUUAGCUUCCUGACUCUGCGAGUUGCCUCCUUGUUUGCUGUCCUUAGGCUUUCCGACACCAUGCUCGCACGCACUCUCUGCCGCAGUGCUACCCGCGCGCAUCUGACGCCUUUCACUCAACUUCUCGCUUGCAGAUCCGCGUCGAGUGCAGCGACGUUCAAAUGGGACGACCCUUUGAAUCUGCACAACUCUUUGACCGAGGAGGAGCAGGCAAUCCAGGAGACCGCACACUCAUACUGCCAGGAGCGACUACAACCCAGAGUCCUCGAAGCGUACCGCAAGGAAGACUUUGACAAGAAAAUCCUGCAAGAGAUGGGCGAGCUUGGCCUUCUCGGUGCCACAAUCAAAGGCUAUGGCUGCGCAGGUGUGAGCAGCGUGGCGUCAGGCCUUAUCACACGCGAAGUUGAAAAGGUAGACUCAGGAUACCGGUCAGCUAUGUCAGUUCAGAGCUCUUUGGUCAUGGGCCCCAUUGACGAGUUCGGAACUCAAGAACAGAAGGACAAAUAUCUGGAGAAGCUUGGGAAUGGUCAGCUAGUUGGUUGCUUCGGUCUGACUGAACCAAACCACGGUUCAGACCCGGGUUCUAUGGAGACCAUGGCAAAACCUCACCCUUCCAAGGAAGGCUACUACUCAAUAUCGGGCGCCAAGACAUGGAUCACCAAUUCUCCUAUUGCCGAUGUCUUGGUGGUCUGGGCUAAGUUGCAAGAGACUGGAAAGAUCAGAGGGUUCGUCAUCGAACGAGACCAAUGCCCUCCUGGCACUCUAAACACACCAGCAAUCAAGGACAAGAACGGGUUGCGAGCAUCGAUAACAGGCAUGAUCCAAUUAGACGACUGCCCGGUGCCCAAGGAGAACAUGUUUCCAGAAGUCGAGGGGCUGAGAGGACCAUUCUCUUGCCUCAACUCGGCACGCUAUGGCAUUGCUUGGGGUACGAUGGGCGCUCUUGAAGAUUGCAUUCGAAGAGCGAGAGAAUAUGCCCUCGAGAGGAAGCAGUUCAAAUCCAACCCAAUUGCCAAAUACCAGCUGGUGCAGAAGAAGCUGGCGGAUGCAACAACCGAUGCCGCCUUUGGAUUGGCAGCUGCCUUACAGGUGGGCAGACUCAAAGACGAAGGAAAAAUUGUACCUGAAAUGAUCUCAAUGAUCAAGCGUCAAAACUGCGACCGAGCUUUGGUGAAUGCAAGACAUUUACAAGAGAUUUUUGGAGGCAAUGCGGUCAGCGAUGAAUACCAUAUUGGGAGGCACGUGGCCAACCUCUUUGUGACACAGACCUACGAAGGUCAGAGUGAUAUUCAUGCCUUGAUCUUGGGAAGAGCGAUCACAGGUCUCCAGGCAUUUGUAUAGUUAUAAAAGUUGUAUGUGCAGGAUAUGAUUUAGAGGUAUGCGUGCAUUCAUCAUGAAGGAUAGGGCGAGGUGCAUCUUCACGAUUGAUAAUCCUUGCGCUUGUGCUAUGAAAUACGGGUUGAUAUCUUGCUUUGUCAGAAUCCGGUGAUAUAGACAAAUAUAAAUUGCAAGUGAGUGG
Molecule: messenger RNA, 1611 nt
Organism: Exophiala mesophila
Lineage: Eukaryota; Fungi; Ascomycota; Eurotiomycetes; Chaetothyriales; Herpotrichiellaceae
Exons: 1
Coding region: 153-1433 (426 amino acids)
Biological process (GO): fatty acid beta-oxidation using acyl-CoA dehydrogenase; fatty-acyl-CoA biosynthetic process
Cellular component (GO): mitochondrial inner membrane
Molecular function (GO): glutaryl-CoA dehydrogenase activity; flavin adenine dinucleotide binding; fatty-acyl-CoA binding
Source: RefSeq, a predicted model, not a curated record